AUGCUGAAGGCUGGUGUCCUGGUGCUGGUCGUGCUGUUCGGCCUCGAGAAGGCGGAUGUUGGGUGCCCGGGGCGUGAAGAGCCCUGCCGGGGUUGCGGGGGAGAUUUCUGGGAGCCACCAAAAGUGGAAGUAUACUCCUGCAACCAUGGUCAGCAGAACAACACCCUCAGCUGCUUUGUUAGUAGCUUCCACCCACCCAAGAUCGACAUCACCCUCCUGAAGAAUGGGGAGCCCCUGAGUGAUGUGCAGUACACAGACAUGGCCUUCAGUGAUAAGUGGUAUUUCCAGCAACAGGCAUAUGCACCCUUUGUCCCCCAGAAGGGUGACAUCUACACUUGCAGUGUGGCCCAUUCCACCUUCAAGGAACCACAGACCUUCCAAUGGGACAAAGAUUUCUAA
Calypte anna (Anna's hummingbird) is the source of this 399-nucleotide messenger RNA. RefSeq names its product beta-2-microglobulin (gene B2M). The record is from RefSeq and is a predicted model, not a curated record. Lineage: Eukaryota; Metazoa; Chordata; Aves; Apodiformes; Trochilidae. Gene Ontology annotation, biological process: immunoglobulin production involved in immunoglobulin-mediated immune response; peptide antigen assembly with MHC class II protein complex; positive regulation of T cell activation. Gene Ontology annotation, cellular component: MHC class II protein complex. Gene Ontology annotation, molecular function: MHC class II protein complex binding.